AUGUUUCGUGGAGAGCCACCCAUUGGGAAUGUUAUAAAUCCAGACCUUGAUGAGUACUCCUCGAUGAUGUCACUUCUUUACACUGUGGAAUUGCUUCGUGUUGAGGUUGAAGGCCUUCCAAACUCUAAAUCAUACACAGUCCAAAUCGAGGCCAUCAAUGGUAAACGAGUCAUUAAGAAGAAAGUAAAAGGACCAACUGCUAGAAUUCAUGGUUCCAAAGCGGUUGCUAAGUUCACUUUUAGCACAAAGGAAAGCAAAGAUCUCGAGGUAAGAUUUUGUCAGAGAGGGCAUGCCGUGGUGGAUUUAUUCAGAAUUUGGCACCUAGUUUAAGAAACUAGAAAUACGUUAAUCGCAGAAACUCGCGAAGCUAGGGGGGGAGGGGGGUGGGGAGGCCCAUAAAAUGUCAGGGAUGGAAGGGGGAGAGAAUUGGAGUAAACUGUGUAGCUUGGGAGGGUGGGUUUCAACACUGGCUCUAACAUUGGAAUGUGAGAUGUCCACAAUGUACUUAAUUUCGUUUUGGUGUAGUAAAUUUGAACCCAGUGAUCAGUUGUUAAAAAUGAUUUUCUGGGACUUUAAGGGGGGCUGGUGUUGUUAAGGAAGGGUAGCCAAUGUUUCAUAGGUCCCUUGUUAACGCCAUUUGACCGAUCCUACAAAUGUAAUUAUAGCCAAAAGAAAAUGGGUGUGAUAGUGAACAACUGCACGAAAGAGAGAAUAUGCACCUAACCCAUGCCAUCUUUAAUAAUAAGUGUAAUAAUAAUUACUUGUGAAGUGUGUCAUUAGUAGUGGGUUGAGAAUAACAAGUAAAUGCUGGUAAUUGAUGAAAAAUAUAAUUUAUAGUUAAGUGAACUACGUACAACAAUGAGAGUGUUUGCACUUGUUGUAGUACAUAAUCUAGAGAUGCCAACCUCUAGAAAAUCCAAAAUCUGGAGACUCUUUCUUUAGCAUUCCCCCACCACCCCCCUCGAAUAUCAACAAUCAACCCCCCUCCCAUAAGCACAAUUCAAUCCAGUGCCUAAUGGGCUUAGGACAUUAUAUGAAGUCUUACAUGAGGUACAGAACUAUCACAAUUAGCUUUUAUGAUUGUGAUGAGGAAAUAAUCUUUGUCAGUGAUGAAAUACGUGCGAAAAUACCACAGAAACCGAACUUUGACUCAAAGAAGAUUCAAAUUUUGGGAGAAAAUGGGAUAAAUUCCAAAUUAAAGCACACAAAAGCACAUUACUCGAUUUUAUCUUGAAGAUUUGCUGACCCGUACAGGAGGAGAUUGUUGUCAUAUCCGGGAGAGUUGGCAUGCAAGAUAAUCAGACUUGACAGCUAAUUGUUUUUUAAAACAGUAAGGUGCAAACAUGAUCACUUACACUGAAAUAGAAAUUACACGUAACAAUGUCAUUAAGGAUGCAGCUGAGGAGAAUGGUGUUUAUGAUGAUUAUUGAAUAUGCAGUACCUUCAUUAGUACUGAAUUAUCCUUUAAAGAGCACCAAAUCAUUCAUGAAAGUGUUCACAGUUAUUUGUGUACAUGCACAAGAAACAAAUGCCCAUGCAAGAGUGAAUUUGUGUGAAAUGUCCACAUACAUGUCAUGUUAAAGUUCAUCAGUUUCUCAAUUCUCAACAUACAUGACCUUGUUGAGACAUGGUUGCCAGAGGAAUAGUUUUUGAAAUUCCCAGACUGACAGUCAAAUGUACACUUUCCCGGACCAAAUGAAUUGACAAUUUGUCCAGAUAUUAAUGGAUUCCAAAAUUCCACUCAAAACUCCGUGUACUAGACACACAUGACGUAAAGCAAAAGACUUCUUUGUUUUCUAUUGAGGGAAAAUCUGCUUGGUAUUGUUUCAAGGCUGUUGUUCUUUUGUUUUACGUCAUCUGUGUCCGGUAUACAAAAUAAAAUCUCCAAACUCCCAUCACAACCAUCCUUGCCACCCAUUUAUUUCAUGAAUUUAUUGUGAAUGUAAAGCACAGAAUGGAUUGAUCUUAUAGGAAACCCUAUUUCUGCUUGUCGUUUAAUUUCUGGAGACAAUAUCCUGCUGAUGGAAUAUGUUUAACUUCGGUGAAUAUGCAGCAAUAUGUCACCUCCCUCUGACUUCUUUGAAAGAGUCCAAUUUUUCUUGUCUUAGGGGGUGUUUACAUGACACCGAGGCGACUUUUCCCCAGGAGCGAGUUCACAACGGUUACCUCUCAUGGCUCUAUAUUUGUUUACAUGAUACCACCACAAAAUGUCAUAUCGGAGCGAGUCACCUCGGCGUGAGAUCACCCCGGUUCUUGUACGGGGGCGAGAAUUUCACUCCGGUACCAAAUCUCGCAACAGUAUGAACAGGUAGCCCAGACGUAGUGUGUGUCAAUAUAUUAAUAUUCACAUGGACAAAAUGGUAUGAGCCGUCGAAACUCACAUGAACUGAAAUAGUCCAAAAGUCAAAAUAUAACAAAACAAAGCUAAGAUACCUUUACGUCUCCUUCUUCUUCCUGGCCGGUUAAAGUGGCAGUUUGUUGAGUUUUGCAAUCGUAGGUACUAUCCACUAAAGAAGAAUUAAAGGCUGGCUACAAAACAAACGGGUUAUCUCCGCGUGCCUUCACGCGAAGCGCUAUAAAUUCGAGAAUAAUCGAAGAAUCCGCUCCAAAUUGCCAUCAGCUAGUCUUCAGGUAACGUGUGCUCCGGUUUCUGCUCGCUUGCUCCACAAAACGCAUCGCAACUGCACAAUAAUCGUUCGCUCAUGAACAAACACUGUUGACCUUUACGCUUCGAUAUGACCGCAAACUGCCAGGAUUAGUCGUGACUAGAAUUAGGUAUCCGCUCGGAGACUGGAACCGAAUAAAAUUAUUUUUCGGCAAAUCGCUCCGACUCUUUACGACCUUGCUGUGUUCAAAGAGGUAAGUAUACAAAGACAGGAGCCCAUUUGAUGGGCUCCUGACAAAGACUGAAAAACCGAUUCUACUCUUACCAAUGAGGUUUUAUACCUAGUUUCGGAUGUAUCUCCAAUCAACAAAAAGUGCAAGAAAAACAUUCUUAAAUCACGUUCCUCGUUCCAAUGUCUGUUUAAUUACAGUACCACGACUGUCGUGUAAAGCUUAUGCAUAGCAAAGUAUCUGUUUGGAUAGCUCAGAAUAAGGUGGAUACUUCAGGAUAAGAAUGGCCAAAAUAUGUAAGUUUUGGCCAUCUGGAUUAUUGUCACUGAACUUCCCAAGAUAAAAAUGAUUGUCACGUUUACAAAGAGGGUACAAAUACAGUCAUCCAUUGUGUAAUUAUGGCUCAGUUAAUUCGAAGCUUGCUUAUAGGAUAGCAGCCCGGGGAGGGGGGUGGGCGGUACUCGACCAAUAUUUGGGUAUAGGUGAGCCGCUGAGGGUUUGAAACCCAUACCCUGUUUAGGAUAACACCCUCAACUUUAGUACCCUGAUAGGACAACUCCCUCAGACGGGGACAAGGUUAUCAAGCACACCUGUCAACUUGUACUUAUCUUAGCUAGACAAGGGUGCCAAGAACAAUAGCAUUUAUAUUUAUUCCAGUAAAUGCUUUGGGUGAUGACGUACUAAAUAUCUGCAAACAUUUGCACUAAGACGAAAUCGAUCAUGCAUGAAACACCCUGUUUAUAAUCAGAACAGACUCGCACAAAUCAUGCACACCGUUUAGGACAGACUUUUUUUUGCACUAACCCAGAUCCUUUUAUAUUCUUUUCUAUGACCAAAAGGCCCAAUGUUAGUUACUUUUGGCAAAUGUAAAACUAUGUGAUUCCAAGUUUGUCAUUUUGUAUUCCUGAAUCUGCUGUGUGAACCUUUUUAAUUUCCAGUCACAUUGAAGGUGUUGAAAAUGCAGCCCCAUUCUAGUCCAUCCUGUCAUGAAAUGUUGCCCCAUCCACAGGUAGCCCAAACUCUGAAGGAGUUUCUUGGAUAUUUUGGAGAAACCAUUCUCAUCUUAGCCUUUUUCAGUCUUUGUAUACUUAUCUCUUUGAACACAAAGGCCGUAUCCAAUCGAUGGAAAUCGAUGAUCGGAAAACCAAUCGAUCAAUCGAUAUCAAUUGAUAAAAUUAGUUAAUUAGUAUCGAUUGGUAUUGGUCAAUCGAUGAUCAAUCGAUAACCACACAAAAAUCGUUCAUCGAUUGGCAUCGAUUGGCACAGGACGUCGAGACAGAUGUCACGCACGCUACCUGUCCGAUCAUCCGCCAUUUUUAGGAAGCCCUGGGGACGAAAUUGGUAAAACAAUUCCAACCCAGACUUCUCAGCGCAAAGAAUAUACCCUGUUGCACGCGUAAUCGAAUUACCCACUUGCCCGUCAUUGCCUUUCCGUGUCAUAAUGUCUACGCAAGACUUCCGGGCAGAGGCUUUACUGAAUAUAAGGUGCAUCGUCAAAGGCUCUCAUCUUUGCCGUUUUGAGGUGAACGUCGGUGAAGUGUUCACUGCAACCAAGAAGAGGGGAGAACGCGGAAACGCGUUUAAAGUUGUGAACCAUCGUGGACAACUCGGUCAUCUACAGUCCGAGUCCGAGUUCGUGGAUCCUCUUUGGCCACUACAUGCAGAUGUUUCAGUGUUAGUGAUUUUUUUUUAUUAAAACUGUAACAAACAAUCCGGGCAAGCAAAUAUGAAAUUAUUCAAAACACAUGCAUUGUUAUUUCGGUGUACUGUUCAUAACAUUAUUGUAUUUGCUCCUCAAUCGAUACCAAUCGAUACCAAUUUAUCUAUCGAUUGGUAUUGAUGAUCGAUACCAAUCGAUAACCACACGAAUCUUCGCCAUCGAUUGGUCAUCGAUUAUCAAUAUCAAUCGAUUAACUGAUAUCGAUUGGUAUCGAUUGAUAUCGAUUGUCAUCGAUUAUCGAUUCCAUCGAUUGGAUACCCCGGGCCGAAUAGCUAAAAAAGUGUUUUCAACGUACAGUGUUUGAGGAAACCGUCGUUGGGUGCCCCUGUCUCGUUGCCUUCUGCGUGCGUGAAGCGGCGAAGCCGCAAGACGCGAGAAACGAGGGCGAAAGCCCGAGAAGAAAUUUCCCGUCUCGCGCCUUCAGUCACGCGCGUGGUCAUUUGCGUGUCACAAGCGUUUUGCUCAACGGACCAAGAAAAAAGAGAGACUGCUCGUAGUCUAGUCAUCAGCGGCAAAGUUUAUGUUGCCUGGAAACGCGAAAUGCUCCAUGACGUAACGCUACAUGACGUCACUGGCGGACACCAAGCAUAUAUUCAAAGAAAGAAAGAUUUAUUUAUGGCGCAUCGAAUUUUGCAUCUGGCUAAGACCACGCGCGGUUCACGUGAUGCACGCGCGACGAGAUUAUAAACCCGCUUCACGAGAAAAAUCGCCUCUAAUAAAAGGAGUAUGAGUUUUCAUAAACAAUUCAACGUCGUAUGAUAUCGCUCCUAGAAAACUUUCCACGCUUGAAAAAAUGGCGCUCAGACUGCAACAGAAUUGUUAGUUAAGUGUCUUUCCAGAGUAAACUGAAAUAUCUUAGUUAAGCUCCUAUCCCUCUGAGUAAUGACAAUGAGGACGAUGAUAAUUCUUACUUUUUUAAUACCUAAAACAAUGUUAUGUUAUACAUACUACACUGAUUAUUAAUGCCAACCUUUUUAAUCCCUUCUGAAUAGGUGUGGAUUUACCGAAAACUGUCUCAAUCGUUCCCUUACCAAGCCGGCGGUAAGUACUCCUUUUUGGAGUACCUUGAUAGCGUUCCUUUAAGGAGCUGUGGAACUCUUCAACCAGUCACCCAUGAGUUGCAAUUGGCUGAUCAUAAUCAGUGCGUUCGAUUUACCACCGUAGCUCAUCCACCCAAACAGGACGGUUACUACUUCGCAGUGAGACCACAAAAGAUAUUCAGCAAUGUGGAAAAUCCCGCUCGAAUUUUACGGUCCCCGACGUUAAUCCUUUCACCGGUCUCUUUAGUUCAAUCGGCGACGGCACCAUGCGAAAUGUCAGUCCAUUUGCUGUUCGAUUCCCGAGGACGACCAGCGUUUGUAUGUCGAGUAAUACACUCCGCAGUGCUGCAGCUCUCGUGUGUUCAGGUUAUCAAUAAUGCCCAAAGAGUUGUUAGUGUGGCGUAUGAUUAGGCCCUUUUGCAAGAAGGGUUCGCACCAGUCCAGUUUUUCGGUCUGUUUACGACGUGAAACCUGCACGUCCUUCCUCUUUCUCGUUAUGACUAGUCAGGAAGCAAGGACUGGGGUAUUUGCAUCGGUAAAUGGCAGGGUGUUGUCAAAGGCGUUCCUGGUGUACCUGGUGUCAGUGGAACGAAAGGAACACCAGGUACUAGCGAGACACCAGCUAUCAAGGGAAUACCCGGUAUAAGGGGAAAGCCAGGAACAAAAGGCCAGCCUGGAAGUCUGUCGGUCAAGUUCUUCUCCCAGACUGAAAAGCAGGAGUGGAAACGAGUUGAGAAAUGCGGAAACCAGUUUUCCAUAUAUCUUCUAGGAAAGAGGAAGAAGAUUAAUGUUGACCUAAAAACCGGUGCAAUCUCAUUUCCAGUAGAGGUGCAAGAUGUUCCCGAGGCAAUUGCACUUGGGUUUUCAAUUGCCAUUCUUCACCUUCUCUGCCAACCUUAUUACUCCCCAGAAGGGAACAAUGGCUGCUAUACUGCACCUUCAGUCGGUGAAAAUGCUCACAUCGAGAAACCACGCAGAAUUCAGAACGAAGACCUGUUGCUUGUAGUGGCUGCUGGUUAUCAUGCCAACUAUGUACCAACAAACUCGUACAUCAAGUUCACUGUUGGAGGUGGCGCUUGUGGUGGCUGUGGUGGUGGUGGUUGUGGUGGCUGUGGUGGCUGUGGCGGCUGUGGUGGAUGCGGUGGGUGCGGUGGAUGUGGAGGUUGUGGCGGACGCAGUGGCGGAUGUGGUGAUUGAUCUAGGGCGAAAUUCCAAGUUUCUUGGUAACUCCAACCAUGUAUAAGAUAUAUUAGCAGGGACACAAAAGCUACUCUGGAAUCAGGCUUUAAAUAACUGGGUAUCGCCCGGGAAUGCCUGUCGAAUUAGGAAGUUUGAAAAGUCUCAAAUAGGGUAGGAGGUUUGACUGAAAGCCAGAACCAUAAAGCCUUAAUAAAUCCUCAAAGUACUUCCUCCAGCUUGAAUACAGUUAGACUCUCUUAGGCGAUCGGUUUGAGUAUUAUUCGACAAAAGUAGUAAUGAUUCAGAGUUGGUUGUUCGAAGAGGUAUUAAGUCAGUCCCUUUUUUUUUCUGUGGUAGCUGUAGCGGCUGUUGUGGCUGUGGUGGUUGUGAUGGCUUUGCAUGUGGCUUCGGUGGUUGUAGUGGAUGCGGAGGUUGUGGUGGUUGUGGUGGAUGUGGAGGCUGUGGAGGUUGUAGUGGCUGUGGUGGUUGUGGUGGAUGUGGAGGUUGUGGAGGCUGUGGUGGUUGUGGUGUCUGUGGUGGCUGUUGUGGUUGUGGUGGAUGUGGA
Porites evermanni is the source of this 7339-nucleotide messenger RNA. NCBI's taxonomy places the organism in Eukaryota, Metazoa, Cnidaria, Anthozoa, Scleractinia, Poritidae. The record is from the annotation of a GenBank genome assembly.